GCGGAACUGGGGCGCUGGCCGUGGCAAGGGAGCCUCCGUCGAUGGGGCGCCCACAGCUGCGGCGCCAGCCUGCUGAGCCACCGCUGGGUGCUCACCGCUGCGCACUGCUUUAGAGACGACCGAAAUCCCAAAGAGUGGACCAUCCAGUUUGGGGAGCUGACUUCAGUGCCAUCCCUUUGGAACCUGGAAGCCUACCUAAAUCGCUACCAAGUGGAUAGGAUCAUUCUGAGCCCCAGCUUCGCGGGGGUGCCUCCUUAUGACAUCGCCCUGCUGAGGCUGGCCUCCCCCGUCACCUACAAUAAGAACAUCCAGCCUGUCUGCAUCUCAGCCUCCAUGUCCAAGUUGGAGAAGUUGACUGACUGCUGGGUGACCGGCUGGGGGGACGUUGAAGAGGAGAAGAAUCUGCCGGCUCCCUAUACUCUCCAGGAAGUGCAGGUCAGCAUCAUCAGCAAAGCCAUGUGUAACCACCUGUACCAAAGAUCAGACUUCGGUGUGGCCAUCUGGGGGGACAUGAUCUGUGCUGGUGAUCCUGCAGGUGGCAAGGACGCCUGCAAUGGGGACUCAGGAGGACCCUUGGUCUGCGACCUGGAUGGGCUGUGGUAUCAGAUUGGAAUCGUGAGCUGGGGAGUGGGGUGCGGUCACCCCAAUAGGCCUGGAGUCUACACCAAUGUCAGCCAGCACGCCCACUGGAUCCAGAAGACCAUGGCCCACGAUGGCUCGCCCAGGCUAGAGCUCUCCCUGCUGCUGUUGCUCCUUACUCUGCCCUGGACUCCUCGGUGUGUGGGCCCCACCUGAGCCCACCUGACCUGGGGGCUAGAGCCAUCUGCUGAGUUAGGCUGUGAUCCUCUUCUGUCCUUUUGGUAAUAAACAUGUUGGAAUUGACCUCAGCAGAGCAGCUUCCUGUCCACCUCAAGACCCUGUGCUUGCGAGGCAGGCAGCAGCACCACUGAGCUAAAUCCCCAGCCC
Fukomys damarensis (Damara mole-rat) is the source of this 966-nucleotide messenger RNA. RefSeq names its product testisin-like. NCBI's taxonomy places the organism in Eukaryota, Metazoa, Chordata, Mammalia, Rodentia, Bathyergidae. The record is from RefSeq and is a predicted model, not a curated record. The annotation marks the transcript as partial. Gene Ontology annotation, biological process: proteolysis. The transcript is spliced from 4 exons. Gene Ontology annotation, molecular function: serine-type endopeptidase activity.